UCGAAUAUUUGGACAUGUCAAAUGCAAGCAUCUCAGAUACUAUCCCAGGUUGGUUUGAGAAAGUGUGUCAUGGUAUAAAAUCUUUGUAUUUCUCCAACAAUUACAUCACAGGGAAACCACCCGUGUGCAAAGGCAACAGUGGUCUUAAAUAUCGCACAGAAUUUUAUUUGGAGUCCAACAAAUUCGAGGGGCCUUUGCAAUUGUUACCAACAGACAUUGGUCAAUUGCAUCUUCAAAAUAACUCACUGCAAGGGAUUAUUCCACAGCCCGACAUUAAAAAUAACGUGACAGUGGAUAUUCUUGGAGUACUAGAUCUCAGUGAUAACCACUUCAUCGGCAGCAUCCCUGAUUCUUUGUGCAGCUUACAAAGGCUUGCUAUCCUGGAUCUUUCUAACAACCAGCUCUCUGGAAGGAUCCCUUCAUGUAUUGGUAAGAUUAAAACGUUGGGUGCGCUACUUCUGGCAAACAACAAUCUCUACGGGCACAUUCCAAUUUCAUUGGGACAUCUCAAUGUUCUCGACUCUUUGCACUUGGACCGAAACAAAUUUACAGGGAUGGUCCCAUUCUCGUUCAGACAUCUGGAAAAUUUGCAGUAUCUUGAUCUUGGAAAAAAUGGACUGGAGGGCAUUAUACCAGCUUGGAUUGGGGACGAACUAUCUAGUCUGAGGUUACUUGUGCUUGAAUCUAAUAAUUUCCAUGGUGAAAUUUCCAUGAGCCUCUGCAAAUUAUCACUCCUUCAAGUUUUAAAUUUGAAAGACAAUAACUUAACUGGACAUAUACCUCGCUGUUUUAACAACGUUACAGCAAUGACAGAAUUGGGCCCUACAAGUGAAUUUGGUGAAGAUGUUUCAGUUUUCGUCAAAGGUGAAAUGUUGAACUACACCUCAAGCAAUGUGAAAUAUGUUAAAUUCAUGGGGCUCUCGGGAAAUAAACUAAGUGGGGAAAUACCUGUCGAGUUAAUGUCUCUGGUUGGAUUGCGGGGUUUGGAUUUAUCUAGAAACCAUCUAAGUGGAAGAAUCCCAGAAAACAUUGGGAACUUGAGCCAACUUGAGUCUCUAGAUUUAUCCAAAAAUGACCUUUCCGGUCCAAUUCCCCAAAGUUUGUCGAACUUAGAUUCUCUGGGCUGGCUGAACUUGUCGUUCAACAAGCUAACCGGUCCAAUCCCAUCCGGACGUCAUCUGCAGACAUUAGACGACCCAACCAUUUACAUGGGAAACAGCGGACUUUGUGGCGAACCGCUAGACAAAAGCUGCCCUGAUGAAUCUGAUGGAAAAUCAAAUGCCGGAGAAUCUGAUGGUGAUCAUGAGGAUGGCAAGGAGUCUUAUUUUUAUUGGUUUUAUGCUGGCUUGGCACCUGGUUUUGCUGUUGGACUCUUGGGAUUCUUCAGUGUCCUAUGUUUCAAGAAGUCAUGGCGCUAUGCAUACUUCGGAUUUCUGGAGAACUUGUUGAAUAAAGUAUGGGUAGAAAUUGCAUUGCUAAAAAGGAAGUUUGGUUGAUUGA
Messenger RNA from Coffea eugenioides, 1500 nucleotides. Its product is annotated as receptor-like protein EIX2. The record is from RefSeq and is a predicted model, not a curated record. The transcript has a single exon. Gene Ontology annotation, molecular function: protein binding. NCBI's taxonomy places the organism in Eukaryota, Viridiplantae, Streptophyta, Magnoliopsida, Gentianales, Rubiaceae. Bases 15 to 1496 code for a protein of 493 amino acids.